Capronia coronata CBS 617.96 is the source of this 810-nucleotide messenger RNA. RefSeq lists its product as uncharacterized. Lineage: Eukaryota; Fungi; Ascomycota; Eurotiomycetes; Chaetothyriales; Herpotrichiellaceae. Gene Ontology annotation, molecular function: oxidoreductase activity, acting on the CH-OH group of donors, NAD or NADP as acceptor. The record is from RefSeq and is a predicted model, not a curated record. Bases 1 to 810 code for a protein of 269 amino acids. The transcript has 3 exons.
AUGUCGGCCGAUACACUCUCACUCGCUGGAAAGACUGCUCUGGUGACAGGUUCUGGCAGAGAGACCGGCAUCGGAGCCGCUAUCGCCAGAGCUCUGGCCCGGAACGGCGCGUCUGUGGCCAUUCAUUAUGUUUCGGAAACUUCCAAGGCGCGGGCUGAGAAAGUCGCAAGUAACAUCACCAAGGAGUAUGGCACCCGAACCACCGUCGUACAAGGAGCGCUGGAAACCCAGGAGACUUCGAAGAACAUGGUGGAGCAGAUUCUGAAAGCAUUCGGCGUCGACCACAUCGACAUUCUCGUCAACAACGCAGCUACUGCACAAAACACACCUCUCUUGGAAGUCAAACAAGAGCAGCUCGAACAUGAAUUCGCCGCCAACGUCUUCAGCGUGGUUUACAUGACCCAAGCUGUUGUUGGCGUGGGUCGAAUGCCGCAGGGCGGCCGCAUCGUCAACAUCGGCUCCAUCGGCUCCAAGGUUCUGAUCCCACCCGCGGUAUACAGUGCGACAAAAGCUGCAAUGGAUGCGCUGACAACGCUAUGGGCUGGCGAGCUUGGCAAGAGCCAUGGAAUUACCGUCAAUACGCUCGCACCGGGUCCAGUCCCGACAGAUCGGUCGAAAGAUUAUCUCGUGGCCCCUGACGGGUCUCCCACUCCCGUACAGCUUGCUAUGUAUGAAGCGACGCGAGCUGCGAAUCGCCUCGGGACUCCGGAGGAUGUGGCUGAUGCUACGCUUCUGCUGGUAUCAGAAAAGAGCCGGUGGAUCACGGCACAGUAUAUUUCAGUCAGCGGCGGAAUCACAGGGACUAGCUGA